Messenger RNA from Eriocheir sinensis (Chinese mitten crab), 2433 nucleotides. RefSeq names its product clumping factor A-like. The transcript is spliced from 3 exons. The record is from RefSeq and is a predicted model, not a curated record. Bases 106 to 2433 code for a protein of 775 amino acids. NCBI's taxonomy places the organism in Eukaryota, Metazoa, Arthropoda, Malacostraca, Decapoda, Varunidae.
UUGCUGGAGGCCAGUCGGUCUUCAUGGACAUAGCACCUCCUUUUAUUACCGAACACCGAUUUCCUAAAUAUUCGGAUAAUUUUUUUAUAUCACAUCGAAACAACGAUGGGAAACUCUGCAUCUCGACAGAAAUUAAACGUGUGGGUAACCCUGGAGCGAGGCUCCUCCUUGGUGGACUCCAUCAAGCUCUCGUGCAAGGACUCCACCUGCUGCCUGAAGAGGAGGCGUACGGUCGCCUCCGUCAAGUUCCCCGUGGAAGGUUGGUCUUGCGUCGCAGGGAUUCAAGGCUGCCACGCCGAGGGUGAGCUGCGUGUGCCCUUGGCGAAGCUGUGCAAGAAAGACGGCAACGCGGCCGUCAGGGUGCAAUGCGCCUCGCUUGGGAAGCCAGUCUUCACCUCUUCCAUGCCGCUGGCCUGGCUGCUGGACAACAUCAGCGGCCUCCACUUCUCUCUCUUCUGUGACGACGGGCCCGCCUUCACCAGCCUCCGGUGCAACGGGAGGCGGUGUGGCGAGCCCAUCCGGGCGGUGAGCCCUGCACCGCGUGCGGCCACUGAAGGGAUGGCCAGGACCAAUGAGGCUGAUGCAUGGGCAGCCUUUGAAGUGACGACCCAUGAUGACUGGUCCGUGGAGGUUGAUGAUUCAUGGGCAUCCCCAGACUUGGUGACCUCCGUUGCUAUGGUCGAGGCUGAUGAUUCAUGGGCAGCCUUUGAAGCAAUGACCCGUGGUGACUGGUCCGUGGAGGCUGAUGAUUCAUGGGCAGCCCCAGACUUGGUGACCUCUGUUGCUGUGGUCGAGGCUGAUGAUUCAUGGGCAGCCUUUGAAGCAAUGACCCGUGAUGACUGGUCCGUGGAGGCUGAUGAUCCAUGGGCACCCGCCGAAUUGGAGACCGCCAUCACCGAUGAGGCUGAUGAUUCAUGGGCAGCCUUUGAAGCAAUGACCCGUGAUGACUGGUCCGUGGAGGCUGAUGAUCCAUGGGCACCCGCCGAAUUGGUGACCGCCAUCACCGAUGAGGCUGAUGAUUCAUGGGCAGCCUUUGAAGCAAUGACCCGUGAUGACUGGUUCGUGGAGGCUGAUGAUCCAUGGGCACCCGCCGAAUUGGUGACCGCCAUCACCGAUGAGGCUGAUGAUUCAUGGGCAGCCUUUGAAGCAAUGACCCGUGAUGACUGGUCCGUGGAGGCUGAUGAUCCAUGGGCACCCGCCGAAUUGGUGACCGCCAUCACCGAUGAGGCUGGUGUUCCAAUGGCACUCCUUGAAGUGACGACCCGUGAUGACUCGUCUGAUGAGGCUGAUGAUCCAUGGCCAGCCUUUGAAGCAAUGACCCGUAAUGACUCGUCUGAUGAGGGUGAUGUUCCACUGGCACUCUUUGAAGUGACGACCCGUGAUGACUCGUCUGAUGAGGGUGAUGUUCCAUUGGCACUCUUUGAAGUGACGACCCGUGAUGACUCGUCUGAUGAGGGUGAUGUUCCACUGGCACUCUUUGAAGUGACGACCCGUGAUGACUCGUCUGAUGAGGGUGAUGAUCCAUGGCCAGCCUUUGAAGCAAUGACCCGUAAUGACUCGUCUGAUGAGGGUGAUGUUCCACUGGCACUCUUUGAAGUGACGACCCGUGAUGACUCGUCUGAUGAGGGUGAUGAUCCAUGGCCAGCCUUUGAAGCAAUGACCCGUGAUGACUCGUCUGAUGAGGGUGAUGAUCCAUUGGCAUCCGCCGAAUCGGUGACCGCCAUCACCGAUGAGGAUGAUGCUGCAUGGGACGCCCUCGAAUUGAUAACCAGUAAUGACUGGUCUGAUGAGGAUGCUGGUGCAUGGGAAGCCCUCGAAUUGAUAACCAGUAAUGACUGGUCUGAUGAGGAUGAGGAUCCAUGGGAUGCCCUCGAAUUGAUAACCAGUAAUGACUGGUCUGAUGAAGAUGAUGAUCCAUGGGAUGCCCUCGAAUUGAUAACCAGUAAUGACUGGUCUGAUGAGGAUGAUGAUCCAUGGGAUGCCCUCGAAUUGAUAACCAGUAACGACUGGUCUGAUGAGGAUGAUGAUCCAUGGGCAUCCGCCGAAUCGGUGGCCGCCAUCACCGAUGAGGAGGAUGAUCCAUGGGAUGCCCUCGAAUUGAUAACCAGUAAUGACUGGUCUGAUGAGGGUGAUGAUCCAUGGGAUGCCCUCGAAUUGAUAACCAGUAAUGACUGGUCUGAUGAGGAUGAUGAUCCAUGGGAUGCCCUCGAAUUGAUAACUAGUAAUGACUGGUCUGAUGAGGAUGAUGAUCCAUGGGAAGCCCUCGAAUUGAUAACCAGUAAUGACUGGUCUGAUGAGGAUGAUGAUCCAUGGGAAGCCCUCGAAUUGAUAACCAGUAAUGACUGGUCUGAUGAGGAUGAUGAUCAAUUGGAAGCCCGCGACUUGAUAACCAAGAAAGAUGGCAUCCUUAGCCUCCCACGGGUGCUUGGAUGA